CAGCACACCUGAGUGAAGGCCACGGCUGAAAACCGGUUUCUCCGCGUCGUACGCUUCGCCGAGUGAGCAGCAUCGCCGUUGGCCGAUUGUCAGUGGUUCGAUGUGUGCACGCUAGCCGCCGUCAGUUAGCCGUACGAAACCUUUGUGCCUGUUCCGGUCAAAGGGCAGGUGUUUUUUGGGGUCUGAGCUGAUAUCGAAUCGAGCGGAACAUUCUACCGGUAUCAUGCAUACCAAGGAGGACGACCAGUACGUGCUGUAUGGUGGGCCCGAUCCAGCCGAUCUCGAUCACUUCGAAUCAUUAGGAUCGGUGAUAGUGGAUGAGCUGAAGCUACGUCCGGGCAACAUUGGAUUGAUCGAUCCGGUGUCUCUGGAAGAGCUGACUUAUGCCCAGAUUCUGGAUCAGUCGGCCCGGUUGGCUGCCGGACUAACCCGACUGGGCAUCGGAAAGACGGACAACGUGGCUAUCCUCAGCCAAAACAGCCUCGAGUAUUGUGUUGCUAUGUUCGGUGCAAUUUUUGUUGGAGCCCCUCUGGCCCUGCUCAAUCCGGCCUACAUUGAAGGGGAGCUGAAACAUGCGAUAAGUUUAGCGAAACCGAAGGCGAUAUUCAUCUCUCCGGACGUGCUGGAGAAGCUUAUGGGGGCUCUUCGUGCGCUGCAGGUGACCGGCAUUCGGGUGAUACUUUGUGGCGAACAUCCCGCCGCUAGGACGUACCCGGAGGUACUGCCCUACGCGACGCUGCUAACGGAAGCGAUCGAUGCGAACACCUAUAAACCGGCUGCAGUGGACAAGAGCCGGCAUGUGGCGUUGAUUGUGUUGUCCUCCGGUACGACCGGUCUGCCGAAGGGUGUCGAGCUGACGCACCAGAGUAUCAUCGCUUCGAUCGCACACUCGAAGGAGUCGGCCAAAAUGUUGGACCUACCGGAUCAGCUGGUAGCCCUGGCUGUGACUCCACUGUUUCAUGUCGUUGCUGGCGUCGGCCUAUUGAACAUGGUGACGAACAACUGCCGGUGUGUGGUGAUGCCUCGGUUUGAUCCGCAUCUCUUCUUGAGCUGCAUCGAGCGGUACAAGGUGAAUCUGAUGACGCUCGUACCGCCGCUGAUGGUGUUCCUGGCGAAGCACCCGAUGGUCGACGAUUACGAUCUCUCGACACUGAUGACACUGUUCUGCGGGGCGGCACCACUCAGCAAGGAGAUCGAAGAGCAGGUCCGGGAGCGUCUCGGUGUGGCAUUCAUAAGGCAGGGUUACGGUAUGAGCGAAACCACGCUCGGUGUUCUGAUGCAGGAUGGGUUCGAGAAUAAGGCCGGUAGUGUGGGCCGCGUACGGAUGGGUCAGUGGGUGAAGGUAAUCGAUCCCGAGACGGGCCGGGCACUAGGACCAAAUCAACGGGGUGAGCUGUGCUUUAAGGGUUCGCUCAUUAUGAAGGGAUACGUCGGGCUUGAUCGGGUCAUCGAUGAGGACGGUUGGCUGCAUACCGGGGACAUCGCGUACUAUGACGAUGAUCAGGAGUUCUUUAUCGUGGAUCGCAUCAAGGAGCUGAUCAAGUACAAGGGCUUUCAGGUACCGCCGGCCGAGCUGGAAGCGAUACUGCUCGAGCAUCCGAAAAUCAGCGAUGCGGCGGUGAUAGGUGUGCCCGAUGAGCGGGCCGGCGAGCUACCGUUGGCGUUCGUGGUCAUCGAGGACGGUGAGCAGCUGACGGAAAGGGAGGUGAAGGAGUUCGUAGCGGGCAAAGUUUCGGAGCAGAAGCAAUUGCACGGUGGCGUACGGUUCGUUAGUCAGAUUCCCAAAACGGCCAGCGGUAAGAUACUGCGCCGGGAGCUAAGAGAUUCACUGAAGGUGGUCAAGGCGAAGCUGUGAGUUACCGUACUUGCGCCUCGUUACCAGAAUGCGUACUACCAAAUAGCACAACUAGCGCUUAGGUUGAUUGUUGUUUUGUGGGGAUAAGGAAAUGAAAAGAUCGUGGGUUUUAAUACACUGAAAUACGGGUCUGUGCAGUAAAGUUGAAGGGUUCGUUUUCGUAUCUCAUAUUGUAGGAAGUAUGUUUAACACGUUUCAGUCAUUUGUUUCGGUAGGUGUGAUUGCUGGUGGUUUAUCAUU
Messenger RNA from Anopheles darlingi, 2095 nucleotides. Its product is annotated as luciferin 4-monooxygenase-like. Gene Ontology annotation, molecular function: long-chain fatty acid-CoA ligase activity. NCBI's taxonomy places the organism in Eukaryota, Metazoa, Arthropoda, Insecta, Diptera, Culicidae. Gene Ontology annotation, biological process: long-chain fatty acid metabolic process; fatty-acyl-CoA biosynthetic process. The transcript is spliced from 3 exons. The record is from RefSeq and is a predicted model, not a curated record. The coding region runs from base 224 to 1855 and encodes 543 amino acids.